ACACACACACAAACCAUACUGCACUUUUCACAACUCACAGCUCCUGUGAAAGCAUCACACACUCCUUAAGGGACCUUUCUUUCCUUCUUUUUUCCCACAUUACUUAUAAUUAUGGGGUUUUAAAACUUUUCUUCACAUCUUUGGAAAUAUUGGAAUUAACAUCACCAAGCAACUACAUGAGAUGAAGGAGCUUUGACUUGCAUCAGCCUGGAGUUACAUUAUGGUUCUGGGCCAAGCUGUCAACAUGAGUUUGAUGGACAUUUCUAAGAUCUUCUCCCUGUUGCAGCCUAAGGAGGAGGAUGAGGACAACGAGCAGUGUCAGGCCUUGAACAACGCUGUGAGCAGCGACAACGUGACUCUGCUCUCUGAGCUUCUGUCUCAGGAGAGUUACAGGAGGUCUAUCAAUGCACGAAGUGGGUGGGGGGUCCCAGUAACCCCCUUGCGCACUGCUGCUUCUCUGGGACACCUGAGGUGCUUGGAGUUAUUGUUGGAGCAUGGUGCAGAGAUUGACAGCCUGGACGUGAAGGCCCAGACACCUCUGUUCACAGCUGUCAGUGGGAAACAUCUAGACUGUGUGGUCGCUCUGCUGAAGGCCGGAGCGGAUCCUAAUGGCAGCCAGUACAACAACUGCUCUCCGGUGCUCACUGCCGCCCGAGAGGGCGACUUAGACGUGCUCUGUGAGCUGCUGCGGUUCGGAGCCGAGGUGGACGUCAAACCCAAAGUCCCUGAGUGGGCUACUAAUGCCACAACCUGCAGAGGGCCCCUUUACCUCUCAGCUGUUUAUGGACACCUGGACUGCUUUAAACUACUCCUCCUCCACGGGGCCAACCCCAACUACAACUGCACAGAUGAGAAGAUGCUGGCCAGGAUAAAGCAGCCAAAGACAGUUCUGGAGGUGUGCCUCCGCUAUGGCUGCGGGGUGGAGUACAUCCAGCUUCUUAUAGACUUUGGGGCAGAUGUGUUCCUGCCUACACUGAUCAUUGACAAGACUACAAAGCAGAAUGAAGCUCUGGUUCUGCUGCUCAAAGAGAGAGUUUGUCCAAAAACACUGAUGUCGCAGACUCGGCUAACAAUUCGAAGAUACCUUCCUCUUGCCAAUAAGGAGCCGGCCAUUGACAGUCUGGACAUUCCUCUGAUCCUGAGGAACUACCUGAAGCACGACACCUCUGAACUCAUAUGAUGCUCACUAGCAUCAGAACAUAUGGCCAGUGCUGUUUUAUCUUUUUUACCUCAUUGCUGUAUAAUUGACUGCACGUUUUUUCACAUUUUUCCACAAGUAGGAUAAGAUAACGAACACUCACAAUCUCAAUGUGUGACAUUUUUAUCUGGUUCCUUUAGAGGUCUCUUUAAUAUAAAUUCUUGUUUUUAUUAUUUAUACAUGAAGAUUGAAGUUUGUGACUAUCCAUAGAUUAAGUUUAAAUAGAUAUUUUAGCUCUACAAAGCUCAUUAAAGUGUCUUUGUCAAACACAGAAAGAUGAUCACCCUGACAGGCUCCAUGUUGGAAAAUCUGCCGUCUUUAUGAAGUGUAACGCCAUGGUUGACCACUAGAGACCACAGUCAUACUGCUUAUUGCUCUUGUCCAGAUAUGAGGCUUCUCACUGGUACAUUUGAGCAUCUGUUAAUGCCUCUCUGCAUCACCUUUAGCUCUGUGACAUGACACAAUCAAAAAUAGUCUUCAAUUAUUUAGACAUCUAGGCACAACUGGCGAAACACAGUGACUGCAUCGCACCAGGAUGUCUUAGAUCUUGCCUGAAAAACAGUCUUGCAUCUUUCAGACAUUAGGAAGCGGAGUGAUCAGCUUACACUUCAGCAUAGCCAACUGGGAGAAUAUAUUUGCAUAAGUCUCAUUACUUAUUGAUUGCAGCAUAGUUAUGUACGGGCUACACUUUGUGGUUUGAAGUUUGUUGAAAAGAAUUCUGGGGAUUUGUGGACACCAUCCUUAUACCGUUAUUAUCUCAGGUUUGUUUGCCCUUAAAUCUUUAUUCUGUAAUACAUCCAAGAGUUAAUGAGUCAGCUCUUGGGAAUAGGACCUACCAAACAGGAAAUUAUAUCACACGACAGGAAAGGCAAGCACAAUGCUCUCACUGACACAUCAACGUCUCAACGCGCAGGUUCUGUAGAGGUUUUAUUUUCAACAAAAGUACAGCUAUAUCAGAUAUGGAUUUAUUUUUACAGCAAAGUACAACAUAUUCCCAGUGCUUCUGAUUACAUCAAAACAUAUAAUGUACAUACAGUUGACAUCUCCACUCUCCCAUUCACAGUUUCUGGAUUGAAUAGGCAUUAUUUUUCAGGUUUUUCAUUUCUACAACAAAUAAUCAAACUCAAAAGGCCGGCAAGAAAGAAAAUGACAAAUGUUUGCAUAUGGUGACAAAGGACGUGGAUACUGUGAGUAAAUUUUUCUGUGAUAGGCAAAAAUCCAGACCUCAAACUAGAUGGUAAUAUACAAUGGAUAGAUUCCAAAAGUGGGAUGUCAGUCUUCUGUUAACCUUGUUGUCAUUGAACACCACAUCAAUAUAUGGCUCAUUGAAGACUCUGUUGUACCCUGACUAUUCUGAAACAACACAGGACUUCAUAACCAACUGCAAGGAGUUCCUACUGAAGAUGCUAUGCUAAAUGUGAGUGAACGCGGUUAGCGGCUCAUGUACACCCUGGACUAAAAGGGAUUACAUAAAUCUGAGCAAGCUUGAUGCAUCCGAUUGACAGUAUGCUAACUUGGCUGUCUUGGUUUUGUGACCAGAAAGAGAAAAAAAAAAUCUUCAACUGCACAGAAGGCUGUCCUCUCGGCUCUCGGUACAAGGUCAGAAUG
Messenger RNA from Morone saxatilis (striped sea-bass), 2806 nucleotides. Its product is annotated as ankyrin repeat and SOCS box protein 12-like. The record is from RefSeq and is a predicted model, not a curated record. The coding region runs from base 221 to 1180 and encodes 319 amino acids. Gene Ontology annotation, molecular function: protein binding. Lineage: Eukaryota; Metazoa; Chordata; Actinopteri; Moronidae. The transcript is spliced from 4 exons.